UGCGGGCCGGCCGUUCUCUUCGUUCCGGUUUUGCAGUAGGCUUUAGCUAUCUCUGUAGACUGUAGGGGCAGUUGUUGUAUGAGCUGGUAGCCUGCUUGGGUUGUAGGAGGUGGGCAUGAGCUGCAACGGGUGCCGGGUGCUGCGCAAGGGCUGCAGCGAGGGCUGCGUGCUGCGCCCCUGCCUCCAGUGGAUCGACGCCGCCGACGCGCAGGGCCACGCCACCGUCUUCGUCGCCAAGUUCUUCGGCCGCGCGGGGCUCCUCUCCUUCAUCUCCGCCGUCCCCGACGCGCAGCGGCCUGCGCUGUUCCAGUCGCUGCUGUACGAGGCGGCGGGGCGUACCAUCAACCCGGUCCACGGCGCGGUGGGGCUGCUGGGGACGGGGAACUGGCACCUCUGCCAGGCCGCCGUCGACACCGUGCUGCGUGGCGGCGCCAUCGGCCCGCUGCCGGAGCUCGGCAGGGGCACCGCCGGGAGCGGCGACCUCUACGGCCCGGCCUGCGCAGCCAAGCGCGCCGGCGGAUGGUCCACCUUCUCCACGGCGAAGCGGGUGCGGAAGGCCGCCAACGACGCGCCGCCCGCCGCGGAGGCGCCCUGCGACCUCGGGCUGUGCCUGAGCCCCGGGUCCCCGCCGGCGCCGGGGGAGCGGAGGGCCCCGCUCCUGCGGCCGGGCACGCCGUCCAUGAGCUCGGACGAGUCCGUGACCACCACCACGACCGGCGGCGACAGGGAGCCGGUGCUGCUCAACCUUUUUCCCUAAGCCUGACGAGGCCGCAGCUAAUCCUAAUCCACGCGUGCGCGCGUGCGUGGGUUCCCUGACCACCGUGUGCUACCAGGACGGACAAUCCCGGCGGCGAAGUACUUAGUUCUUUUCUCUUGUCGCCGGCGGCGAGGCCAUUUUUCCUUCGUUUCUGCGCGGCCUUUGAUUUUUUUUCUUUUGAAAAUUAGCACGGCCUUUGAUUUUGUUGUGUAGUAGAAAAAGAAGAUAGAGGCCCGGCCUGGACGCCCCGUUUGCGUGGGCGAGAUGAGAGCGCCGGUGGCCACCCCACCCGAGUAACAAUUUUCCCUUUUCUUUUUCCUUAUUAAGAACAAAUAUAUUAUAUAAAUAAAUAGCACUACUAAGCUGAGCUCCAUUUUCUGUGCUC
Setaria italica (foxtail millet) is the source of this 1142-nucleotide messenger RNA. RefSeq names its product LOB domain-containing protein 37. The record is from RefSeq and is a predicted model, not a curated record. The coding region runs from base 116 to 757 and encodes 213 amino acids. The transcript is spliced from 2 exons. Gene Ontology annotation, biological process: regulation of gene expression. Lineage: Eukaryota; Viridiplantae; Streptophyta; Magnoliopsida; Poales; Poaceae.